UUCGAUUGUCUACAUCACAGUUUGAACCAAUCUUAUGAGCUUUCAAACAAAUUAUAAAUCCAUUCAAAUGUGCAAUUACCAUUCAAAUGAGAUAGCAAACUUCCCUACUAGAUUUAUUUAUAACUUCUUAAAAAAAAAUUGAUCAAAUGAUUGGCUCUACAUUAAAAUAGAAAAUUCCACACCACCGAACGGUCUUAAACUCUAUUAUAACGAAAAUCGUACAUUUGAAUGAUUUUUUUUUUUUUUGAUGGGAUACAUUUGAAUGAUUUGAUCUAACUUUCCCUCACCACAAUUGUUUAUAAUUUUUCAUCAUGAAUAUUAUUCGAGUAGUUAUGUCAACAAUCGAAUGUGAAACUCUAAUUCGAACAAAUAUUUAUCUGUUCGAAUUUGUAAAAAACCGCUUUUAUGUUUUGGAAUGAAAUUUAAUCUUUAUCUCAAAAAACUAUUUUUAGGAAUGGAAUUUAAUUUGUCCAUAAAAGAUUUCAACCCUAAAAAUCAAAUUUCUUAUAGUGAUACAUGAACACUUGAAUAUUAAUAACUAAAUUUGGUUAGAAGUAAUCUUCGGAUCCCUUUCUCUCUUUUAAGUCCCAUCCCAAUUCGAAUGAAUUCAUAUUCUAUGCUGCAGGCUCAAAGAUUCUCCAAUGGUAUAUAUAUGCAUAUAUACAUGCAUGCAGAUCGACGAUCUCGCAUGGCUUCCCUCGUGCAAGAACAGUUGCACAUCAGCAUUUGCAUGAACAUGAUUUUAAGUGAUUUUCCGACAGUUCUAUAGGUUUUCACCGCAAGUUAUAUAUUCACAGAGAGUUGUGGAAAUUGGUACAUGCAAUGGACGUACUAGAUUGUUGAAAGGUUAAUUACAAACUACAUUGAAAUAUUGUGAUACAUUAGUUGGACGUGUUUUGGGAUAUUGAUAAAAUGCAGGAAGAAUAACAUUUCUCUUAACCCAAAUAAAAUGAAUCUUUGAUGCAUAAAAAAAGUUGCACCAUAUAUAGUUUCAGUUUUCCUGUCUCCGAAGUACUAUAAAUUCCUCUCCCAGUCUCCCUGCCAUAUGCCACAAGAAAUUAAUAUUCCCCUAUUGCCUCUCAAAACCAGUAUUCACACCACAGAUUUUCCACUUCCAUUAGUACUGUGGCAUCGAAAUCACAAAAGAAUACUGCCCCAAUGCUCCUCAUUCUUGCAUUCUUGGCAGUCUGGAUACUGACUUGCCACGCCCAGCUGCCACCACGAUCUGGGUUACUCCAGUCUCUGGUGACAUUUCCAGGGCAGACGAGAGAGUGCUGGUCACCUCUUGCUAAUAUAUCAGGAUGUCCUGAGGAAAUUUCUGGCUCACUUGUCAAUGGCCAAUUCAGCAUUACAGGGCCAGUUUGUUGCAAGGCCAUCAUGGAGAUUCCAGAUAAUUGCUGGACUAAAAUUAUUCCCUUCAAUCCAGUACUCUUCCCUACAUUGAUCAGAAACUCUUGUGCUAGAGGUGCAGCAGUUGAUCAUCCAGCACCUAAAGGAAUUGAACAUGUCCAGGCAAGAAAGCCAUCUGUUUCGGGGCUUUUACCUUUGCAACCUAUAAAUAGAGCUAUGAGGCAGUGCUGGUCUUCUCUUGCAAAUGUCCCAGGUUGUCUUCUGGAGGUUUUAAAUUCGCUUUUUACCGGUGAAAUUGGUGCUUAUGGCACCGCUUGUUGCGAAGCCAUUACUCGGAUUAGUGACAAUUGCUGGACUCAACUGUUCCCGUUUAACCCAUUUUUCCCUUCAUUGGUUAUAGAUUCUUGUGCAGCCGAUUCUUCAACUCCAGGAAUAGGUCCGACCAUGGCGGCCAAGCACUCUUCGUCAGGGCCGUCGACAUUACCUUUCCUAGGACUGUCACCUGCAAGGCAGUCUGGGCAAGAUAUUGCGCGGUGCUGGUCUUCUCUUUCAAGUAUAGAAGGUUGCGUUUCUGAUAUAUAUGGGUCACUUUCGAGGGGCCAGUUUAGAGGUAUUGGUACUGCCUGUUGCAGAGCCAUCACUGAUGUCAAUGAAAUUUGCUGGCCACAGAUGUUCCCAUUCAACCCACUUUUCCCUCCAUUGCUCUAUGCUAAUUGUGCAUCGAUUGGUGGGGAAGCACCAGCACCUACUGGAAUUUGAAUCUCCAUGCCACCAAGAGCUGUACCAGGAUCAUUGUCUUUCUUUCUUUUUCCUUUGUGUCCUCCCCUCUUCGGUUUAUCGAGGAAGAUGUUUCCUUGAGUGGGCAGUUCAGGUUUUGUCAUCCGAAUCUAAUAAAAUGAACAUAUUUCAGUGAGCAUUCUAGUAGUUGCAGGUAAUUCUCUGUAUAUAUGAAGCUUAUAAAUUAAAUUGCAGAAAUUGCAGUGUUGCAUGCG
This is a messenger RNA of Carya illinoinensis, 2342 nucleotides long. RefSeq lists its product as uncharacterized. Gene Ontology annotation, cellular component: vesicle; extracellular region. The transcript has a single exon. Lineage: Eukaryota; Viridiplantae; Streptophyta; Magnoliopsida; Fagales; Juglandaceae. The record is from RefSeq and is a predicted model, not a curated record. The coding region runs from base 1159 to 2109 and encodes 316 amino acids. Gene Ontology annotation, biological process: double fertilization forming a zygote and endosperm; regulation of protein localization to cell surface; regulation of double fertilization forming a zygote and endosperm.